UCAAUCCAUUACAAAACCUAUGGUUCUCGUUUACUUGCACUUGCAGCUGCUUUGCACUCCGUGUUUUGUGACCAACAUUUCAACCGCGUUGCCUUUUUGACUCAACACUAUUGAGUAGCAGGACAUCGCACCGGUGCACUGAGACUACUUUGUGUUAUAUUGUGUCUCCAACGACACCCGUGUUAUUGCACAAGCGCAUACUUUCACGAAACGGCACGCCAUGACCUCGGACGAUGUUGCAGAGAAGAAAAUUCAGAAGUCCGUCCUGCGGACGACAGUCGGCUCCUUGGUUUACAACUUCAUGAAAGGCGUAGUUAUUGCUGGAAGUAUCUAUUUCAUGGGAUGGAUGAACCUGAGCCCUGCCUGGCUGCUCAUGGGAGUGGCAUCAUAUGUCGCCCAGAAGAACUACAUUGACCAGAAGAAACUGCGGUACAGCAUCACCAACGCUGAACAGGAGAAACAGUCCAUUUUAGCGACAAUUGAAGACCUGCCUGCAUGGGUGUUUUUUCCGGAUACAGAAAGAGCGGAAUGGGUCAAUAAGAUAUUGGGUCAGUUCUGGCCUUAUGUGGGAGAUUAUGUGAAGGACCUCAUCACUGAAUCCAUUGAACCCAGCAUCCGAUCCUCUCUGCCGGCGUACCUACAGAGCUUUAAGUUCGAGCGCAUCGAUCUGGGAGACCAACCACCUCGUAUCGGUGGAGUGAAGGUGUACAAAGAGAAUGUCUCUAGGAACGAGGUGAUCAUGGACAUAGAGCUCUUCUAUUCAGGUGAUUGCAACUUUAAAGUCAAGGUGAAGGGAUUCAAAGCAGGCAUAAAGGAAUUGCAGAUCCAUGGACACUUGCGUGUCGUCCUGCGUCCACUGACCAAGGAAAUGCCGCUAGUUGGCGGAGUGACCGCAUUCUUCCUCAGUCCUCCGGCCAUUGACUUCACGUUGACAAACUUGGGCCAAAUGCUCGAAGUGCCGGGACUGAACGACCUCCUGAAGAAGGCGGUGUCUGACCAGGUGGCGGCCAUGAUGGUGCUUCCGAACAAAUACUCCAUGCGCUUGCAGGAACAUGUUUCAACGCACACACUACGCUACUCACUGCCCUGUGGAGUCCUGAGGCUUGAACUCGUGGCAGCUAAGGACCUGAUCAAGGCAGAUAUUGGAAUGCUGGGAAUGGGGAAGUCAGACCCAUAUGCCAUUAUCACAAUUGGAGCCCAAGAGUUCCGUACGCAGGUCAUCGCCAACACGGUCAAUCCAAAGUGGAAUUACUUCUGUGAGGCUGUGGUGUACCAGAUUCCAGGGACCACCUUGGACAUUGAAGUGAUGGAUGAGGACCAAAGCAGCAAGGACGACUUUCUGGGAAGGACUUCCGUUGCAGUUGGCGACCUACAGCAGAAGGGCCAGAGCGACAUGUGGUUGACCUUGGACGAUGUGAAGUCGGGCAAGAUCCGCCUGAAAGCUUUCUGGCUGAGCCUGAGCAAGGACACGGAGGACCUGUCUCCGCAACUGGACCUGGUGAAGUCCAUCUCCACCAAGGUGCCACUCUCCUCGGCAGUGUUGAUUGUCUUCCUAGAUUCGGCGAAACAUCUGCCGAAUGCAAGCAAGGCAGCAGCAGAGCCGAGUCCCCAGCUACAGCUGGUCUUGGGCAGCCAGGAGCGUUGGAGCGCCAUCAAGCAAAGCACCAAUGACCCUGUGUGGGAGGAGAUCUUCUACCUCCUGGUAGCCAACCCAGAAGUGCAAGACAUGGAGAUCAAGAUAGUGGACACAAAAUCCAGCCAGACGUUGGGCCACCUCAAUUUCCGUCUCUCUCGGCUGCUCAAGGAACAAGAAAUGAAGAUAGAAGAGCCCCUCAUCCUUCUGGGCACUGGGCACCAGGCCAAGCUCUACAUGACCCUGCAGAUGCGUAUCCUCUCCAGCGCCCACUCUCCCCUCACACGGCAGCCAAGCAGCAAGGGUCCAUCUACCCCUGUCCCCAAACGUUCGGACAGUGUCCGGUCGUCGUCCGCCGUCCCAGCGGAAGAGGAGCCCCUCCUGCCGAGUACCCCUCCCCCUGUCAUCUCUGCAACUUCUGAACCGGGAGACGCCCCAAGUAGCCCUAAGGCUGAACCACCAUCGCUGGAGGAAAUGGUCCACUCUACCGUGUCGCCAAUUCUGGAGAGCGUGGCCAUGAGCGAGAGGGUUAUGAACGUCGACCAGAGGGAUCCAGAAAGGGAAGUGCUUGGAGAUCCAGGAGCAGGAAAGGUGCAGCUGACCCUGCGUUACAACACUCAGAAGGGGCGCCUUCUUGUAACCGUCCACCGAGCUGUUAACUUAGAGCACAGAGAGGGGGAAGACCUCCCCGACCCAUACGUGAAAUUUCAUCUGCUACCGGACAAGAACAAGGAGAACAAGAGGAAAACGCAGAUCGUCCGAGACUCCUGCAACCCCGUAUUUGAUGAGACGGUGGAGUACGAUGCCAGCUUGAGCGAGCUCGAAGGCAGCACCCUACAGGUGCUGGUGGCCUCCAAGAGCAGCACUUCCAUGUUUGCUCGAACCAGUACCCUGGGACGUACCCAGGUCAGCCUUGCCAACCUUGACCUCACAAGGACUUUGACUGAUUGGUACGACCUGGAGUCCGACACAUAAAGCGUUCAUCCUUAUCAGCCCGUCCACAAGAGCCCCUGUUGAUCUGCUUUAGUGCCAUCAGUCUCAUACAUGAUAUUGUUUAAGAAUUGAAAGAAGUGUUCCAUUGGUUGCACCCACGAUCAACUCGUCUAGCGUGAAGAGGUUUCGAAAAGCGGUGGUUGUGUUCAUUACCCUCGGGGUACUCAACACAUCAGGACCGUAACGCAUGCUGUUGACGCUUUCUAUUGUGUGGGUAUCGACGUCGGUGAACCUUGUUUCAGAAUGUGAACUGUGUUCCUAGUAAGUUGAGGGUUUUGUUAAGAGGUACAAGAUUGUAUUCCCUAUAAUGCUGCGAUUUUGCUGGACCUGCUGUCAGGGAAAGGGGCUGCAAAGCAAAAUAUGUUUUGUCAUUGCAUUGUUUUAUAGAGAUUUAAGUGAGAGUGUGUUACUUGUUGGGAGAGUCCAACUUUUUUAACUCUUUGUUUUGGACGUUGCUUUUACUUUUUUUUAUUUUUGACACAGUGCAGCUGAAAAUUAGUCCCAUUAAAUUCUUAAUGGGAUAUUGUCAAAGCUGCGUGUUUGUAGCACCCACUGAAUUGACGCACAAGAUGUCUAAAACAUUUCAUAUUUUAGUUACGUAUCUGCUUUUUGUAAACUUUUCUGACACUUUUGUGCAAGGCAUUUUUGCCAUGCCUUGGUAAAAGGGGCCUGUCUUCGUGUCUCUUCAUAAAUUAAUUAUGCGAGUUUGGUCUGCUGCUUUCAGAUGUUGCAUUUUGCACAUUUGACAUCUUCAUGUAACGCGGCGUCAUAUUACAUCAUGUUAUGUUACCCCUCUGCUUAUCAACUCCUUCAAAGCUUAAUCUAGAAAUAUAUAGUGAAAGGAGCCUUAUCAGGUAAUGUCAGUAGUUCAAAACAGUGACUAUUACAUACAUAGUCUGAUCAAAUAUCCAGUGAUGCAGUCCAUAGUGCUUUCUAUGCUCUAUGCAUUGUAUCUAACUAGACCUCACAUCUGUAAGUCGAUCCUGUACAUUACCGAAGGGUACUUCAUAUGAUGGUGAGUGGUUAGCGAACAGCUUAUUAUUUACAGAAUAUGUGCAUUGAACUUAAAAAAAAAAAAAGUGCGAGCGAGCUGGUUAACAUGAAUUAGAACACUGAGCUUAAGGAACACGAAAACAUGGGAAAAUGAACAGCAGAAACUAGUAAAUACUCUUUGCAGAAAUAAGUCUGUGGAAACUCUACAGCAAUGACAGCGGGGAGCUGACACUUUUCACACUUGAGUUUUCUCAGCGACUUUAACACCCCCUUUCAUACUUUAUCCCUUUUUAUUUGUUGUGUUUGGUUGCAACAUUAUGAACAUGUUGGUGCGGAAGGGAUAUCUUUGCUUUUUACCUUUUUACUGCAUGUGAUCAACUAACCAAAGCUUUUUCUGCUUGCUUACCACUGUUUUUGCCCUAUUUAAUCUAUGGUAAAGCAGGCAACAUUUUCACCACUCAAGACUCGCACGAAAUCUGACCAACGGCUAUCCGACAUCCAACGUCUGAUGUCGCUCGGAUAUUUGGUAGAUCACCAUUGUGAAGGACAACUUGCUUUAUGUUCAACUAAAUGCAGUCUAUUCUGUGAGAUUAUUUUUUUCUCCUUUCUUUUUUUGAGACUGGGUGCCACAACAUAAAUACCAUUUUCAACUUUCAGUACAAACAUUUUCUUGUUCUACGAUACUCUGAUACUUACUCUGAGAGAGCGUAACUCGCAAGUAGAAAUAUUUUAUUUUAAUCCGAUUGAACGAUGUGUUAUGUUUGCGUCUUCAGUACUGAAAGAUUUAGGCUGGUUCUAUUUAAUUUGUUGCUGCUUUCAAUUUGUUAACCAAGGGUGUUAAAACAUUAUGCAUACCUUUGCCUUGUUAUGUAUGUAUGUAUCACCACACAUUAUUGCUCAAUGUACUGGAUUAUGAUCAUAACUGGUCAGUUGUUACAAAUAAUGUGUUGAAUGAUGAUGUAAUUGUAACAAGUGAAACUUUUGAUUGAAGCCUGAAAAGCAGUUGCUAAUAUACCCAUUUCAGCAGCAUUACAUUUAAAACAUAUUUUUGCUGCCUGAAUGUGUGACUUAAAGUGACAAAGUAGUAUUUUUGUGUAUUUUAGUAGUAUUUGUAACUCAAGUAUUGUCAUGGCGCAACAUGGAUAGCUGUUCUGAGAGAGUUUUGCCUUCUUAUUUGCUCUUAAUUGUUGAUUAUGUUAUUCAUUGUUAAAGGGGCUAUGAAACAAUUCUCCCACUUUUGGCAUCAUGUUGACAACUUACUUAUUUGUCUCUCAAAUACACCAAUGCAACCCCGAUGCAAUGCCGAUGCAACCCCAAAUUCAGAAGUUUUUGCACUCUCCAAGACUGGCACUGCGAGAUAUAGGUGCUUGUACUGUCUCCAUCAGUCACUAUGACUAUUGUGACUGUCACAUUGACAGUCACAUCAAUAGUCACAAGGCACAGUGUCAUUAACACUGUGACUAUUACCACUGUAGAAGGGAAUAUAUUUUGUGAUGGAAUGGGGAGUAAAUCCAACAUGUACUUACCGUUUCCGGCGAAAAAAGUGACAUUGGCUUGACAAAUUUCUGAGUUCAAUUCCAAAAUUUCAAUUUCUCACAGCUGAAAAUUGAUUAGAGGCAAAAGUUCACUGAAGACAAACACCGUUGCCCCCUUAAUUUUCAGACAAGUAGAUUUUUAAACAUAUUUAUGUUGAAACACAUUAGGUGAAACACCCUGCAUGGAAAACAAUAUUACAAACAGUGCAUUAAAUAUGUGAGGUUUGAGAUGGGAUUUUAACCACUUUGGGCCUCAUCAACAUUAUAUACAGCUUGCCAGCAGGGUCAAUAGUGUUUGAAAAACGUCAGGGUAUUCCUGUAAAAAUGAUACAGGCAAUAUUUAAGUCCCUCCCGCAUUGCCAGCCCUGGCGAGCCUCACUUUGGCAGAAAAUGAAAAUUACGUCUGUGUUUCACCAUGACAGUGUUUCAGUUAUGAGAAUCUUUCACAUAUUUUGUUUGGAGUUUUGUUUGUGUUGUUUGUUGGAGCGUUUUGCUUGUUUUGGGGAGUAUCAUUUCCGGAUACUUAAGAAGACAUAUUUACAGAUAAUUUUUUGCAUUAUUUAAAAUAAUUUAAUUUUAAAACUUGAUUUAUAUAAACCUCCGGUACUGUUGCAGUUCUUUGUUUGCUAUGAUUGCCAUAGAUUAUCUUGCAGAUUACACAAGGAAUUUACUUAAGGGAAUAGUACGGUUGUACAUACGUAGAAGACACUUUGUAGUGACAAAGCAUAGUUUGCAUGAAUACUGUUGAUAUUUCAUAUAUUUUACGAUAGUAUGAUGAUUGUAGAGUACGUAUAUAGAGCUUUAUUGUCCUCACUAAUUGUGCCUGGCAUGUGCAUAUAACAAAGUGUACUGCACAUUCAUGUAUUGCAUAUAUGCUUUCACCAGAGGCAAGAACAUUAGUAAAAAGAGCCUAGUGCUGCUAAGCAUGCUGUGAGAGUUUAAUAUGUGCAUAACUGAACGAGUUUAUCAUUUGGUACUGCCAUUCAUCACUCAGAAGGUACUUGUUUGUUCAUAUUAAUAAUUGCCCAGCAACUGGGUAACUAUGAAUUCAGUCAUCAAAAUGUUCUAGCAUUUGUCGUAUGUUUUAUUACUAGGAAUAGUUAGAUAUUAUGGCACUGCAUAUUCCUAUACAUUUUCUUUGUAGCAGGUAUUGAUCUAAUUAGUUACAGUAAUUCCAAAUUAUUUUAUCAUCUGAAAUUGUAAUAAUUUGAAAUUGCACAUCACUUACCAGGUGGUUACAAUUACGUUACACCAGUUAUAUUACAACAAGUCAUAAUUAAUAUGAUCAGGACAAACGGUGUGUUGUUGACGACAGUGUGUUUCAGUGAGUGUAUUUGCAAUGUCUCUAGCACUCAGGAAAGUGCUUUUCUUAUAUCCUACAGGAGACUAAAAGGAUGGUUUGAUGUUAACCUCCCUCCAAUACAUUGUUUUCUCCAUGUGGCUUUAACUCCUGGAGACAUUAAUCACAUAUGUCAAAUUCCCUGUUCAUGUAUGUUCUAUCUCUUUGACGAAAAAAGGAUAGUACAGCCCAACUUUUCUCCAGUCCUAGAUUACAUCCCAUAAAAAAAAAAAAAAAAAAAACUGCAUGAAACUGAACAUGCUAUGGUUGUGUUUGCCCCCCGAGAAUGACACUUCUACUGCGGAGUUCUGCACCCCUAAUUAUUUCACGGAAUUCAUAUCAGAGAAAAGAAUUAUCGCAAAAGUGGAAAAUCUAGUGAUCUGGUGAAAACUGAUAAGGACAAACACUGGGAGCCGCCAAUAUUUAAAGUAGUGGCUGCUCUUCUGCAGUUGUCUACUAUAUGCCGUGGUUGAGCCUAGCAAGUGUUACUUACAAGAUGUAGCAGGAAAUUCGAAAAUGUUGCCAACAGUGUCCAAGGUGCCGUCUGUAAGCUGGACGUGGCUAUGGUUCAUAUUGUAACGGCUAUCGUAACAAUAUUUGAGGCGUUUUGGUAAAUAGUCGAUCCAAGAAUGCUCAUGCGCGAGAAGUUCUCGUGACCACUUAGUAAAACAAAUUAAAGUCAUCUCCUAACCCUUUACGAUUGAACUAGUAAGCAUGUAGUACGGCAAACCACAUUUGUAAUAAAAAAGUUGACCAAGUUUUAACUAGAAGUUAGUAGCUACAGCAUUGCCACGAAAGCUAAUAAAAAUACUCUUCUUUGAACUGCCUGCUUCAGGUGGAGGAGACAAUCUGUUGUGCUCAUACAAUGCCCAACAUACGACAUUGCCUUGUGCUCGUGUGCUGCUUGUAGUAUUGUCUGUUGUGUUGCCCAAAAUAAAUACUGCUGUAUUUCGUG
Ornithodoros turicata is the source of this 7448-nucleotide messenger RNA. It is a transcript of the gene Esyt2, whose product is annotated as extended synaptotagmin-2-like. Gene Ontology annotation, molecular function: phosphatidylinositol binding; phosphatidylcholine binding; calcium ion binding. The transcript is spliced from 21 exons. The coding region runs from base 221 to 2608 and encodes 795 amino acids. Gene Ontology annotation, cellular component: endoplasmic reticulum membrane; extrinsic component of cytoplasmic side of plasma membrane. NCBI's taxonomy places the organism in Eukaryota, Metazoa, Arthropoda, Arachnida, Ixodida, Argasidae. Gene Ontology annotation, biological process: lipid transport. The record is from RefSeq and is a predicted model, not a curated record.